Messenger RNA from Plasmopara halstedii, 447 nucleotides. RefSeq lists its product as uncharacterized. Lineage: Eukaryota; Oomycota; Peronosporomycetes; Peronosporales; Peronosporaceae. The transcript is spliced from 2 exons. The coding region runs from base 1 to 447 and encodes 148 amino acids. The record is from RefSeq and is a predicted model, not a curated record.
AUGAUGAUCAAGAUUUUAUCGAUUCUUUGGGCGGCCGUCAGUGAGUCGCGCUUAAGUUUAUCAAGCAAAGAAGAAGCGCACAAAAAUGGACGGUUGCUUACAUAUUUGCCCAUUUGUAACAUGGUUAGUGCUGAGGCGCUAGAUGUCGAGAAGGCUUGUAUAGCUUACCUAAGCGUAUGGAGAUGCGCACGAGAGGGGAUCAAGCUCGACCAAGUAGGGGACAUCAUCAGUGAUCUUCUCUGGCAGCCCAAAACCAUCAUGGUUAUUGUAGAUAUUUCAUCUGCGUCAGAUCAACUAUAUGUGUCCUGUGUGCUCCUUCUCCCAUGGUCAGAGAUAUUCAGGUCGGAAUUCCACGCGAGAUCGUUUAACGAACCACAAGAGGUGCAAGGCAGUCAAUUGAAAACCCAGAUCGUGGACAUGGACGUCUCAAACUUUGUGGAGCCGUGA